ACAAGUUACCGUUUCAUUUCCUAAGAAACAAAACUGAAAGUAAAGCAGGACAGAGGUUGUUGGACCAGCGACGAUGGCCGACGCAUAUUCGUAUUCUCUGCUCGUGCGGCUCGAAGAAAACAACAUACCAAGACUAAAAAACAAAUUAGUCAAAUAUUUUCAAAGUAAGAAGUCUAACGGUGGCGACUGUAAAGUUGAGCAUGAAAAUGGCAGCAGCACAGCGGUGUUGCGCUUCCGCAGAGAGGAGGACCAGCGAAAUGUUUUGGGGAAAGAGGAACAUCAGAUUAGUUUGGAUAAAGGCGUGUUAAAGUUGACAGUUUGCUUACCUACCGAUGAGACGACACCAAAAACAACAACCACAACUCAGGAAGCUCCAUCUGGCAGACUUAACAAGACAUCGGAUGUUGCUGUGAUCAACAAGCAGUUGAGCACCGAUGAAGGCACACCUGCGGCCGUUCACUCAGAGGCGAAAGGCGGAGAAGAUGAGACCGCAGACGAAGAGCUAUGCUCCACUUCGGCUGUUUUAGAAAAUAUUCCAGAGAAGUGGAACCGGGAGUUUUUGGAGAUGCUGGUGGAGAACAUUUUAAAGGAUCUUGACUCUCCAUCUGCCAGCCAAAGCUUCACUUUGGAAGUCAUUCCUGGCAUCGCCUCUGCUGUGGUGACAUUCCAGAGUGGAAAAGAAAACACUGAUUUCGUGACAAGAUGCCCCGAAAACAGGACGUUCGCUAAGAAUGGACUAUCGGUCCGGCCUCUUGAACUCACAAAACAAGUUGUAGUUGAAGACAUGCAAAACAUUAGUGAAGAUCACCUCCGCCUAUAUUUUGAGCAUGCAGGUGGGGAUGUGGAAAAAAUCGUGCUUAGUGAAGCAGAGCAGUCUUUCUUCAUCACCUUUGAAGACCUUAAAGCUGUUCAGAAAAUCAUGAAGAAGAAGCAUCACAUCAAGCAGAAAGAGAUCAAAGUGUAUCCAUUUUAUAUAUCUUUGGGAACGGCCCUUUAUGGAAAAGAUAAGCCCUCACUAAAACUCCCUGCUGCUGUCUUGGAACCCAUUGACAACUCUGUCUGGAGAUACCUAAAUGACAAUCAAUCAGCAGCAGAGAGCAUUCAUAGUCAAUUGGCAAAAGACUUCUGCAGUGUAAACCUCACCAAAUCUACUGUGUGCCUGAGCCCCGUAUCUUCACUACUACAGGAAAAGAAUGCCAAAGCCAUCAUCACAGAGUGGACAGAUACUGUAAGGUCAUCCUUUGCACAAGCUCUGUCAAAAUUCAAAUCCCUAAAGCUUCAGCCAGAGCCAGAGAGAGUGUGGGAAGAGUGUGAGGAGAAGAUCAGAGAGAUGCUACUGAAUGAGGAUGUAGUUGUGGUGCCUGAUAAAGUCGGUGGUGUCUUAUCAGUGGUUGGUCUUGUGGCUGAUGUCAACAGACUAGAGCAAACUCUCUGUGAACUUGUAAACAAGAUUGCCAAAAGGGUGAGGAGGGAGACAAUGAGCGUGACCCAAGAGAUCAAAGUGUCGCCGUCAAUUUUCCACAUCCUGUCUCAAGACGGUCUUCAGAACAAGCUGCUACAAGUGUACCCAGAACUCAAAAUGUCAUUUAGGAAAGAGAGUCCGGAUUUGAUGCUAACUGGCUUUAUCGAUGAGAUUUUGGAAGCAAGCAAAGUCAUAUAUGAUGCAAUGUUUGCCUUAAAACGACAGAAUUUAGAAAUAGAUGACUAUGUGCUUGACUUGUUGAAGGAUGAAGAACAAGAGGAGCUUACAAAUGACCUCCUUAUAUCCAGUGGAAUAAAUGCUGCAUUUGAGAUAAGUGCACACAGGGUGCAGCUCCUUGCUUCUUCCGACAGAGAUCUGAAAGAUGCUGCAGACCACCUGGGGAGGCUGCUAAUAUCUCAAUACACUGAUGUUGAAGACAUUAAUGUCCUGGAGAGGCCAGAGUGGAAGAACCUGGUUAAACAAUUAGAGAAUGCUGACGAUACGUCAUGCAGAAGAAUUCAAAUCAACACUACUGGGCAACAAGUGGUGGUGUCUGGCCACAAGGAUAGGGUCAUAACAGUUAGCAGUGAACUUGAUGACUUCUUGACUCAGAAUGCUCAAGUUGAAGAAAGUGUUGUGGUCAAGGCCAACACCAUAGUUGAAUACAUUAAAAAACAUGAAACCUCUUGGUUAGAGCAAGUGGCAGAAAACGUUGUGGUGUCUUACCAAAAGGAGGCCAUCUGUCUCAGUGGUUCUAGAGGUGAUGUCACAGAGUGCAAGACCUUUGUGGAAAACCUGGUCUCUUCUGUGUUCUUUGAAAGAUUAAAAGUCCCCAUGCCUGGAGUGAAGAAGUUCUUUCAGGAUAAAGAAGCCAUGUAUGUUUCCUCACUCUUUAAUAAUACUGGCUGCCUGGUCCAGCUGGUUGAUGAGACUAGGGGUGGACAGGACAACUUGGCCCACAGACACGUACCUAAGCCUGUGUAUCAGCUUCAGACACCUGAUGGAGUGGAAAUAGCCGUUUGCAAAGAAGAUAAGGCAGCUGUCAGACAGGAGUUUGGAAAUCAUGGUGUCAGUCUUUCUCAAAAAGCUCUACCCACCAAGACCACCAAGUCGUCCCCUGUGAAACAUGCUGGAUCUGACCCAAACUGCUUGGGACAAGUGCAGACCAAAGAAGGCUUGGACAUCACUCUCACUAAAGGAAAUAUCGAGAAUGCCACGACGGAGGUGACUGUGAAUACUGUAUUUGAAGAUCUUGCACUGAACAGAGGGGCAGUUUCCAGUGCCAUCCUAAAUAUGGCUGGACCCGAACUUCAGCAGUUGGUUAAUGAAAAUAAUGCCACUGGAAAUUUCGGUGAGAUCAUUGUCACUGAUGGCUGCAAGCUGAAGAGCAAGAAGGUCUUUCAUGUAGUUGCACCUCAUUGGGACAAGGGAAAAGGCACAGCUGACAAGAUUUUGAGUGGCAUUUACAAGGGUUGCUUGGGCAAGGCAGAGGAGGGUGGUCUGACCUCCAUAUCCUUCCCUGCCAUCGGCACUGGAAACUUGGGUUUCCCAAAAGACCUUGCAGCAUCAUUGAUGUUGGACGAAAUCUUAGCGUUUAGCAGUAAGAAACAACCAAAGCACUUGAAGAAGGUCGUGAUCAUCAUAUACUCACAAGAUGCACGGACUAUCCAGGUUUUUAGUGAUGAAUUUACAAAGAAGUUCCCCAGUGCCUCAGUUGGUCCGUUGCCCACGACUUCCCCACAAAGUACAGGUCUACGGUCUCAAGGUCCCUUCUCUAAAGUUGUCUCGAGCUCAGGAAUGCAUGAGACCAAAAUGGGAAGUGUGGCCGUACAGGUUGUCACGGGAGACAUAACCAAGGAGACCACUGAUGUUAUCGUCAACUCCACAAAUGAAUCCUUCUCUCUUAAGUCAGGAGUGUCAAAGGCCAUUAUGGAUGCAGCUGGUCAGGCUGUUGAUGCAGAAUGCCAAAACCUCAGUGCCCAGCCCAACACAGGCAUGAUAAUAACCCAGCCAGGCAACCUCAAGUGUAAGAAGAUCCUCCACCUAGCUGGACAGACGGACCCAAUAAAAAUCAACAAGGUUGUGAAAGAUGCACUACAAAUGUGUGUGAAAAACUCACACACUUCUGUCUCAUUUCCUGCAAUUGGCACAGGUCAAGGCAAUGUUCAGGCAAGACAAGUGGCAGAUGCUAUGUUGGAUGCAGUGGUUGAUGUCUUGACCCAGUACCCAUCCGGCCCCCUGAAGACAAUUCGGAUAGUUAUUUUCCAGCCACCCAUGCUAAAAGAGUUCUGCAACAGUAUGCAACAAAGAGAAGCCACUGCACCCAAAGGUACAGGAGGGUUCUGGGGAUCCAUUGGCUCCAAAAUCAAAUCGAUAUUCAUUAGUGGAAGUGAUGAAAAGCCACAAAAAAAUGGUGAUUUUGUCAUUGAGGCUCUGAAAGUGGACCCUGCUGCCUUCCACAUCUGCGGUGAGUCACAGGCAAAAGUAGACUCAGCCAAGAAGUGGAUCAACGACCUAUUAUCCCACGAGCAAGACACCAUGUGCAUUCAAGACAACGCCAUACUUAGCUUCUCUGAUGUGGACCACCAGCGCAUUGUUGACAUCCAGAAGACCAUGGGCGUGGCAAUAAAGAUUGAGAGCAAGAGGGCCCAGGUCUCAGUCACCAUCGAGGGGCUCAGCAAGGACGUGCUCAAAGCCAGCCAUGAGAUCCACAAGAUGCUGAGGGUGGCGAGAGAUGAGGAGGAGCUGAUGAAGAAAGUGGAGCUGGCGGGCACAGUGGCAGAAUGGCAGUACCUGCAGCAGGGGACACAGUACCAGAGCUUUGAUUCAAUGGGCAACUUCAACCUUGAGCAAGCUUUGGAAAAACAGCUGCCGAAUGUAAAAGUUACAGUCCAGGGUCAAGACUACACCGUCACCAUGCCAAAGGGACCAGCCACUGAUGGACAGGGACGCACCCUGCAGAUAAAGCGCAUUGACAAACUAAAAGAUGAAGACAUGCCUGAGUACUGGGACGUAAUGCCAGCCAACGUCUCGUGUCAUGUUGUCCCCAUCGCUGCCGGGACGACGGAGCACAAUGAAGUUCUGAAUCUGUUCCAGGCUACAUGCAAACAAGCCGUUAUUAAGAUCGAGAGGAUCCAGAACCCGGUAUUGUGGAAGAGCCUACAGAUCAAGAAGCGGGACAUGGACCGGAGAAACAAUCAUCAGAACAACGAGAAACGUCUCUUCCAUGGUACCUGCCACAGCACGGUGGACUACAUCAACGAGCACGGCUUCAACCGGAGUUACGCAGGAAAGAACGCUGCCUGUUAUGGCAAUGGCACAUACUUCGCUGUCAAUGCUAGUUACUCUGCCUCCAACACCUACUCCAAGCCGAAUCCAACUGGGGAGAAGUGCAUGUACCUCUGUCGAGUGCUAACCGGGGAUUUCACCCUCGGACAACAAAACAUGAUCGAGCCGCCGGCCAAGAGCCUCAAUUCCGUUCAGAAGUACGACAGUGUCGUGAACGACGUGGCCAAACCUGUAAUGUUUGUUAUCUUCCACGACAACCAUGCUUAUCCUGAAUAUUUGAUUACAUUCAAGUGACAGCCAUGCACUGAGCCUUAACUUAAUACAAAUGCCUUACAUUUUACACUGCCUUACAUACACCUAACAUAUAUAAGUGUUUGCUAUGAAUCAUCAGCUAAUUCAUGUUUUUCUUUUUUUGACAUUUGGUUUAUACUUCUGUUAUAUAAUUUAGUUUACAAGCAACCUGUAAUGAUCCCAUGGUCAGUUAUGGAGGUAAUGAUAGUGGGAUAUAGUGCCUUGAACAAAUCUUUAUCAUACUACAGAAUAGUUAUGCAAGAAAUCAAAGAAUGAAAGGACAAUGAGCAGGUUGUUGAAACACAUUUUUGCCUAUAUGUUAUGCACUGUGUAAUUUGAUUGAACAUUUUACACUGUUAGUGGUAUGUGGGAGGCUGCUGGAAAGUACCUGCUCUGUUCCAGGAAAUCAUGGGAUGAUAAGAACUCGUCUGCGUAUGCAAGUGUGUCUCAGGUUAACAAUCACUUUUGGUUUUGAAAGCAAAAUUGAAAGUUUACCGCUGUCCCAGUAAACAAGCAUGUACAAAUAAAAGUUAAUACAAGCA
Etheostoma spectabile (orangethroat darter) is the source of this 5583-nucleotide messenger RNA. It is a transcript of the gene parp14rs1, whose product is annotated as poly(ADP-ribose) polymerase family member 14-related sequence 1. Gene Ontology annotation, cellular component: nucleus; cytoplasm. The transcript has 17 exons. Gene Ontology annotation, biological process: negative regulation of gene expression; protein poly-ADP-ribosylation. Bases 74 to 5044 code for a protein of 1656 amino acids. Lineage: Eukaryota; Metazoa; Chordata; Actinopteri; Perciformes; Percidae. Gene Ontology annotation, molecular function: NAD+ poly-ADP-ribosyltransferase activity; transcription corepressor activity. The record is from RefSeq and is a predicted model, not a curated record.